CGUUCGAUCGGAGUCCGAGACCUUUGCAGCCUUGGUACCGAUGUAACGCUGGCGAUGCUGUUGACCAGCGGGAUGCGGUGGUGGGUGUAGUUGCCCUUGAACUCGAUGAAGGUACCUCGAUUCUCUCCUCGCUGUACCAAGAAGAAUCCGCCACCAGUUCUCUUCCCCUCGCAUGGCGCAGCUCCAGCCGCCCAUUCUCUUCCUUCCACACCGCCCACUUCUUCCUCUCCCCCGCCCCAAGUCGCCCCUCAAAAUAUCUCCUCCUCCUCUCGUCCUACUAUUCCCUCGCUCGCUCGCUCCUUGCUCGCGAUGGCGAUUCCCUCGUUGACUGAUCGGAAUCCCACCGGUCUUGUUGCUUGAAUCCCGUCAAUUUUCCCAGUUCGAAUGGUCGAUGGUCGAGUCCUGGCUGCGGUUUUUUCCUGGAAUCGAUGUUCCAUGUCGACCCCGAUGUGAAUCGCGCUGCCCGUCAUUGGAUCGGGUUCAGCGCGGCCUGCCCUCUUUCUUGGCAUGUCGGUGCCGCAGGAUUCCUUCGGAGUAGCGACUCAGAUAGGAGAUGCUAGCGGAGGCAGAAAUCGGCAUCGGCUUGGUCGUAGAAUUGGUAAAAGAUUGCGUUUUGGGAUUCUCUCGAAUGAGCUUCGAUUUAGGUGCGCGGCAUCUACGCCACCGGGGAAGAGUGGUAACCCCAACUUGCCCGUUGAUUUGGUUAGCUCUGCUAGGGGAACUGUCAUCAAACAGAUUUCGGGCAAGCUGGACAACAAGGAUCCGAAACACUUGGCGUCCAGCUUUACGAACUACAGGGACGAUCCUUUGGUGGAUAAGCAAAGGACGCAGCUUGGCGUGAUUCGUUCCAUCCUUUCUCCGCCCAUAAAUAGGAAUAUCGCAGGCUUCUUCGUGCUCUUUUUCCUCGUUGGAGUGGCUUUCGACAAGGUUUGGAAUUUAAGGAAGAGGGAGAAGUCGGCCCGGGACGUCGACAAUGGCACGUGGCCACAGGCACCAACGAGCCUCUCUAUAUUUCUUGAGAAGGACCUUCGGAGGAAAGAGUCGGUCGAAUGGGUAAACAUGGUCUUGGGGAAGCUUUGGAAGGUCUAUAGGUCCAGAAUCGAGGAUUGGGUUAUUGGGUUGCUCCAGCCGGUAAUAGAUAACCUCAAAAAGCCUGAUUAUGUGCAGAGAGUUGAGAUUAAGCAGUUUUCCAUUGGGGACGAGCCACUAUCUGUCAGGAGCGUUGAAAGGAGAACUUCUCGUGGUGUUAAUGACUUGCAGUAUCAGAUUGGCCUUCGUUACACUGGUGGUGCUCAGAUGUUGCUGUCCCUAUCAUUAAAUUUUGGCAUUAUUCCCAUUGUUGUACCUGUUGGGAUCCGUGAUUUUGAUAUAGAUGGAGAGCUUUGGGUAAAGUUACGGUUAAUACCCACUGGACCAUGGAUAGGGGCUGUGUCAUGGGCUUUUGUGUCUCUUCCAAAAAUUAAGUUUGAGCUCUCACCAUUCAGUCUGUUCAAUCUAAUGGCAAUUCCUGUUCUCUCAAUGUUUCUUACAAGGCUUCUAACAGAAGAUUUGCCUCGACUCUUUGUGCUUCCAAAAAAGAUCGUUCUUGAUUUCCAGAAGGGGAAAGCACUUGGUCCUGUUUCACAUGAUUUUAAAGUUGAAGCAGUGCAGGAGAGAAGUAAAGAUUUUGUUGGAGAACUGUCAGUCACUCUUGUGGAUGCUCGAAAACUUGCUUAUCCCAAAAUUGGGAAGACAGAUCCAUAUGUUGUUUUAACUCUUGGUGAUCAAGUAUUUCAGAGUAAGAAAAAUAGCCAGACAACAGUCACUGGACCUCCUGGAGAACCAAUUUGGAACCAAGAUUUUGAUCUGUUUGUUGUAAAUCCUGGAAAGCAGAAGCUGUACAUCCAAGUAAAAGACUCCUUUGGUUUCGCAGAUUUCACAGUUGGCACAGCAGAGGUUGAGCUAGAGUCCCUACAAGAUACAGUGCCUGCAGACAGAGUAGUUGCUUUACGUGGUGGAUGGAGUCUAUUCAGAAAUAAAUCAUCUGGAGAAGUAUUACUUCGACUCACAUAUAAAGCUUAUGUUGAGGAUGAAGAAGAUGAUCUGUUGGAAACAGAGUUUGUGGAUGAUCAUGCACCUGAUGAUAUCUCAGACUAUGAGCAACCAAAUGGAACAUUUGAGCAAAGUGGUUAUCCUAGUGGAAAAGAAAGAGAAGCUUUUAUGGAUGUCCUGGCGGCUUUGAUUGUGAGUGAGGAAUUCCAAGGAAUAGUGACAUCUGAAACAGAAAAUUCAGAAGUUACUGGUGAAUCUAGAAAUGUGACAUCCCCAGUAUCAACAACAAUAGGUCUUACUGAUCAGACGUCUACUAUUGAUUCAAACAGAAGUUCCAGUAGUUCUGAUGAUUUAGAACUAGUAUGGCUUGCUGUGGUAACGGUUACAGUGGUUCUGAUUGCUCGUACCAUGGGUGAUUCAAGCUUGUUCAAUCCAUAGCAUUUGCAGGUAUAUAUGGAUGUCCUUAGUGUAUUUGAAAUAAGCAGCUCUUAGCAAUUUUACAUGAUAUGCUUGCAUAUUUGAUGUCUAAAUUAUCUGUUCAUUUUUUAUGGUUUAUAUAUGAAACAAACGUCUCUAUGAUCAAUCCAAAAGUUGUCUUUAACUCACACAAACUUACACUCUUUUGUGGCACAUAGAACUUUGUACUUGCUGAAAGAGUUUACCAGAAAUAUCUAGUUAGUUGUUGAACUUCUGGUGAUCCUGUCCUAGCUAGGGAAAAAAGAGAACCAAACCAAUUAUUAAAUCUGAUAAAAGGGUGAAACCGGUGCACAUAAGGCUCACGCCAAUGUAGAAUCUGGGUAAGGGUUAAUUGAUAAAAGUAUUUUACCAUGGACUUCAUAUUUAACAAAGAAUAAGGAGAAUUUUCAGGUCCCAGGUUUCUCUGGUCAUAAUUAUGCGAAUGGAUAAUUAGAACCUGAAGCCUGGACAAAAGCUUAACAGCGAAAAUAAAUUUACCAGCCAUUGUAAAACAUGUUUCCCACAAAAUGAAAAUCCACAUAUUGGAGCUCAAGAAAGUCCCAAUUACAGCUUGUCCCUUGAUGUCUAGUAUGAUUUGCUAAGCAGUUAACAUGGUCAGAUUCAGAACCAGGGAGAUUUUACAGAAGCAUUCAGGCAUUCAGAGAUCCAAACAAUGUUUCCAAACUCCUAAUCCAAGACCAAGAACUUUUAUAGUGUAAGACAUGGGAUGAGAAUACUAUCCCAUAUUGGUGAGGCAUUCAUAUUGGAACUAAAUGAUUCCUGAUCUUCCAACAUCCAUUGUUUUGGAUGGUAGUGUCAUUCUCUUUUAGACAGCAGUUUAGGGUCUAAUCUCCAUCUUACACAAGCUGUUACCUGCCUUCAUGAUGGAUGACACCUGUGUCGGUUGUGUGGCUGAAUAGAAUUAAUGAAUCACGUGCCGAUUUGUGGUCUAUGAUGCCUUGCUUCCCUUGUGACUUAUGCUACAGCAUGCAGUCUCCCUUCUGAAAAAAGAAGAGGGUAGUCGGUUUUGAGAUUCUAGGCCUCGCGAAACAGAAACCAGUCAGAUUGUUGUAUUUCAAAUUCUUCCACCUGUAAGGUACGUAUGUGCUUGCAUCUUGUUUCUACCUUUUAUUUUGCAUCCUAUUUCCACCUAUUAUUUAAUAACAAGUUAAACAGUAAUGCUUGUCCAUUUCAAAUUGCACUGGAGUUGUCAGAUUGAUGAUGCCCAUCAUCUGCUUCUCUCUACAAUUUCUUUCCAUCCUCAUAGAUGAACAUGCAAUUUGCUUGAUAUUUUGCACCGCACCCUCCUGUGUGAUGGUCCAAAUUUUGUUUAAACAUGCGUGAUCUGAUGACAAGCUCUGUUGUUAUCUGCAGGCUCCAUUCUGUACAUGCUCCAGGGCAGAGUGGAAUCAACUAAAUGAUUAUUGUUCAAAAUUCUUCUUCUCAUGUAAAAUUAGCUCACUACAGUGAAAAUGCUUUUGCAACCAUUUCUGGGGUUCAAUUCACAUCUCUAAUUCUCACAUCUUUCCUCCAUUGUCCACUUAACUUAGGAAUGUUCCGUUUAUGUCCGUCCAUUAGGGAUGGUAAUCUCAGUGGGCUGUAUCUACAGGAACAAUUCUCUGUCAAAGACCUCCAAACCGUAUGAAAUCUGAAGGAAAAAUGAAGACCACAAAGACUCUUUGAGGCGGAACUUGGUCUUGAGACAUGGCUUGGUUUCGUGAUGAACAUGCAAGUUGUUGUCCUAUAUGCUACUAGCAGGGGGGAAGUCGUUGACCCAAUGUACAGUUGCAGUUGUUGGUCUUGGUGGGUUAGAGAUGCUUCAGUGGGAUUUGUGCAAAAGCUACAUAACAUUUUUGUAUUUACAUUUAGGUCCUUGGAAAAAUAACGGGCCAACUUUAUUUCUGUCCUUAGAAAAAUAAGUUUAAGAAGAUGACAAACAACACUGAAGAAGACGACCACUGCUUGUCUUUUUUUC
Messenger RNA from Musa acuminata AAA Group (dessert banana), 4462 nucleotides. RefSeq names its product tricalbin-3-like. Gene Ontology annotation, molecular function: lipid binding. The transcript has 8 exons. The record is from RefSeq and is a predicted model, not a curated record. The coding region runs from base 508 to 2469 and encodes 653 amino acids. Lineage: Eukaryota; Viridiplantae; Streptophyta; Magnoliopsida; Zingiberales; Musaceae.